This is a messenger RNA of Chanos chanos (milkfish), 1995 nucleotides long. RefSeq lists its product as uncharacterized. Bases 226 to 1020 code for a protein of 264 amino acids. The transcript is spliced from 2 exons. The record is from RefSeq and is a predicted model, not a curated record. NCBI's taxonomy places the organism in Eukaryota, Metazoa, Chordata, Actinopteri, Gonorynchiformes, Chanidae.
CUCAGCCCACAUUCAAACAGAGCACAAGACAUGUUUGCCGUCAGGGGCUGAACGGUUCUUCCUCCUCUUAAAGUAAUUUGUUUUUUUAAAAAUCCUUUUUUACCAUUAGACAUUCAGGGCAGUCGGUCUUUCGGGGAGUUUCGUUUAUUGCAAGUUUGAUUUUAAGACUAGUUAACCUGUUGUUCCUCCAUUAGGUUUGAAGAAACCGCGUAAAACCGAUACAUCAUGACUAUAGGCAAGAGCUCGAAGAAGAUCAAAGCUGCCAGAGCCCCCUCGUUCCUGGACCGGGCCGGCGGCUUCUACGGGCGUCUGGAUGAACCAGAACCAGAGGCAGAGAUGGGAAGAGAGGGUGAGAUGACAGGACACGGGUCAGAAACGCUGAGGGUGAACAGCGUAGAGCAAGCGGUUUCAAACUGGCAAGAGAUAGAGGAACACGGAGCUUUGGACUUCGGUGAGAACGUGAUGGACGACGACGGGACCACCACCCUGCUGAAGCGGAAACCCAGUCGCCUGAGCCGGCGCUGGAGCAGGAGAAGCACCAGGAAGGCUAAAACGGACAAACUUUCCCCCGAGAGGGAGCUCCAAAGUCCGGCAACCGAGACGCCUGCAGAGGUGGUCGUGGAGGUAUUACCAGACCCCCACAGUGAACUGGAACCAAAGAGCCAACUGCCAGAGCCGAUGGUGGUCCAUUUUGCCGUGAUGGAGGAAGCAGACGACCGGGUGUUAAUUUCAAAGAGGAGAGAGCGAGAAAAAGAGCUGGAGGAGAAGAAAACCGAAAAGACGGCGGACGGCAAAACCGACACGGAGACCAUGAAGGUUGCAAAGAGAAGCACGUUGAAGACCUACCGUAAGGCGCUGGACAGAGCGUUGCGUAGAGGAUGGGAGACCUUCGUCGCAAACCUGCAUAGCGUGACCCUCACACCUGUCACAUCCUCAUCAUCAUCAUCAUCAUCAUCAUCAUCAUCAUCACCAAGCAAGUCUGGGGUGAAUAGGAAUGCAGUGUUGGCUGAAUUCCAAUAGAUCAAUACAGCAGACUGUACAGUUCCUGUUCAACAAGGGGCCAUAGUUUUGAUUUUUAUAUUUAAAGGAAAGAUUCAAAAUGAAUGACUCAUAUUUACCCUUGAAGUAAAUCUUUGUUGUUGACCAAUCACAGAAGGUCAGUCUAAUCUGUGAAACUCAGGGUGAAUGAUUGCACCUUCAGAUAUACACGGGUUAUCUACAAGUAAGGGAAAAUACCAGUGCUUACCAUUUUUUUUAAAAUUUCCUAUGUACUGUGAAGUUCAACAUUGACUUUCGUUGUAGGACGGUUUACAUUAUGUAACCUGAAAGAAAGUUUGAUAUGUUAACUUUUGACUGAGAUGUGUUUGUAAGUUGUGGUUAUUACAGCAUUGUGCUGAGUUUGACAGGGCAAAGGUUUUUUUUUUAUUACCUUUUGGGUAAAGCGUACAGCCUAUGCCCUAAAAAAAAAAAAGAAAAAGCUGACUGAAUCACUAUGUGUGGAGGGUUUUUGGGAUGUUUUCCAAAUCUUAUGAAAUGUGAGCUGGGAACAGUUUUGUGUAGACUAGAGGUCUUAGACCUUGGACAGUAUUUUGUCAAAACUGGAGGACAAGUCCAAAAAAGUUUACCAUGUUGACAUGGGUAUGCAGUGCCUUGCGUUAAACAGAAAACAUUUCUGGGAGCUCUUACUUCGUUGGACAAAAAAACCUUUCCCAAAAAACACCAGUGCCAUAUGAGGGUUGUUUUCUUUCUCUGUUAGCUUUGAAGUCUUGGAUGAACAGGCUGAGUUAACAGAACUGAAAUAAUGUAUUCUUUCAGGUCAUGCCUUGUAGUCUGUAACUGAGUUAAAUUUAUAUAUGUCUUUUUAUUGAAAUGUAUCUUACUGUGUCUUGAAAACAUUGUUAUUAUUAUUACUUUUAAAAACGUUUAACUUAUAGCCAUGUCUUUGUUAUCGAGGCUGGUAAUCAAAACUUUAAUAAACACUUUUUCGUUUGUUUA